Messenger RNA from Bactrocera oleae (olive fruit fly), 1532 nucleotides. RefSeq names its product DNA damage-regulated autophagy modulator protein 1. The record is from RefSeq and is a predicted model, not a curated record. NCBI's taxonomy places the organism in Eukaryota, Metazoa, Arthropoda, Insecta, Diptera, Tephritidae.
GGUUUUAGUACACAGCAGAUAAAGUUUUAGAACAGUUUUGUUAAGAUAUGGCAACAAUCUUUCGUUGUGUUAUCUUGGCAACCCAAUUUGGUAUUAUUAUUUUUCUGCUCAGAAUAAACAAGAAUUAAGGAAUAUAGUAAAUAUUAACUAUUGUUAUUUAAAAAUUAUCAAAAAUUAUGUCCUACGUUUAUUUGGUGCCGGUGGCCGUUUUUCUGUUAUUCCAAAUUACCUUUCUCGGAACUUAUAUUGCCGCCGUACUUCAGGGUCAUGUAGUGCCCACAGUGCCGUAUAUCAGUGACGAUGGCACAUACUCUCCAGAAAGCUGCGUAUUUGGACAGCUUAUAAAUAUUGGUAGUGUGCUAUUGGGCAUCACUAUUUACAUACGUUAUCGACAAAUUCAACAACUUUACAGUCAUCAUCCCGACUUGGGAUCCUUACUUUUGCGUUACAAUAAGAUAGCCGUCUGGUUUGGUAUGGCUUCUUGUUUAGGUAUAAGUAUUGUUGGUAAUUUCCAAGAAACAAAUGUACGCAUUGUUCACUUCACCGGAGCAUUUUGUUGUUUCGGUUGUGGUACGGUGUACUUUUGGUUGCAAGCGUUAAUUACCUAUUUGGUGUAUCCCAUUGCGGGUUCAAAAUUGUAUGCACACAUACGUCUGGGAAUGGCUAUCGCCUGUACAAUACUUUUCAUUAUGAUUGCCAUUACUGGUGUUAUGUCACAUAUUCUAUUUAAAGGCGACAAUCCAAGACAAUGGUAUCCCUCGGAUGGUGGCUGGUACUUCCAUGUAGUUAGUUCAAUAUCCGAAUGGAUUAUGGCUACUAUAUUCAGCUUUUAUAUCCUAACUUUUACGGACGAAUUUCGAGAUGUCCGUCUAGAACAUCCAGAACUGACGUUCAUCUCCUAUUCCAUAACUUUAUAAAAAUAUUAAAUAUUAUGUGCUAUGUAUAUUUUUUAUUUUUUAAAUACCCAACAACGGCGUAUGUAUGCAGUUGUUAUACAUAUAUGUUUCCAAAGAUCUAAUAGUGCUGUGAUAGGUUAUUAUUUUUUCCUGCAUUGAAAUAUUACACAGCACAUAUAAUUUAUCAAAAGUUGAACAAUUUUUCCGCAACGUAUUACAUUUUUGGGUGUUUAAUACAGUUAAUUGAAUUUAUUUUGAAAUCACGUUUCAACAUUCUGCAAUUUUUAAUCGUAAUAUGAAUAUUAAAUAUUGUUCGGAAAAUGCUAUUUAUUAUUGGCAGAAAUUUUCUAUAAAGAGUAAUAAAAAUAUUUACCUAUGAAAUUACAUUUUCAACGAAAAGAGUUUAUAUUUUUUUUUGUUAUUUUUUACAAAUUUUUUUUUUUCUAUAAGUUAUUAGUAAGUUUCAAUUAUGAUUGGAUUUUUCUUAUGUUCCUAUGUUGGAAUUAAUAUACAUAUUGAUAUAUAUACAUACAUCCAUCUCUGUUUAAAAUAAAUUUUUUGCAUUUAUGCAAAUUAAAUUAUACAUAUACCAAUUAUAUACAGAAUUACAUGAAAUAAACUGCUUUAUUCAAUGAA